Messenger RNA from Diatraea saccharalis (sugarcane borer), 1021 nucleotides. The record is from the annotation of a GenBank genome assembly. NCBI's taxonomy places the organism in Eukaryota, Metazoa, Arthropoda, Insecta, Lepidoptera, Crambidae.
UGUCAUUGCACAAGAAAUAUUGUUUCUCAUUUUUUUUAUAUAUAAAAACCUUAUUCUUUUUCCUUUAAUUGUAAAUUUACCCGGAGCAUACUAGAUGUAGUAUGUUUUGCCAAGAAAAUAAUGAUGAUGAGCAGCCAGCCAUACCUGUCAUUUUUCUAAUCUAUCUUUCAGCGCAUUUGACGAAUUCUACAAAUCAAAACAGUUGACGGUAGUAGUUGGCAAUAUCGAUAUAUCGUCAAGCAAGAACGGUGCUCAACAGCUUUCUAAAAUUAUACCUCAUCCAGAUUACAGGUGUAACAAAAAAACCAAUGAUGUUGCUCUUCUAAAGACAAUGAGGCAGUUGAAAUGGAAUGAUGAGCUCCGACCGGCUUGUCUGCCUCAACCAACAGCAGAAGACUUUAGCGGAAAUAUGGCUACGGUUGCAGGCUGGGGAUUCACGAGUGAAGACAGAGCUAAAGGAUCAAGGCCAGAUAUACUACAGAAGACCAGCGUAUUGGUGGUGACAAACGAGGAAUGUAACGAGUGGUAUCAGUCCCAGGGAAGUAAAAUCAAGGUUAUAUCUACACAAAUGUGCGCCGGUCAUGAAGACGGAGGCAGAGAUUCCUGUUGGGUAAGUAUUUGGUAUUAUGUCGUUGAAUUCUCUAUCUACGAAAGAUAUAGGGAAUUGGAUAUAAUAGGAAGAUAAACUUCAAAGAAAAUCUCAAAAUUUUUUGCUCCAUCUAGUGGGGCCUGUGACCUGUUAAGAUGAGCCAAAUUAAGCUCAAUACUUACUUUUUCUCGAAGUACUUCGAUUUAUUUUAUGUAUUAUUAUAAUAAGACAAAAAUCCUCCCGCUGUCUGUACACUGAGAAUUUUAAACUAUACUCGAUUAAAAUCGUUUAAAAUUUUAAGAAUAACAACAACAAUCUUUAAUAAACUCUAUUUAAAAUUAGAAAACUACUAUUACUAUUAGAAAUCUUUAAUUUGGUAAAAGUUUGGUAUUGUGCUAUUUUCUUUAUUGAAUAAAUGUACGCGUUUUGGAA